Messenger RNA from Trichoderma harzianum CBS 226.95, 897 nucleotides. RefSeq lists its product as hypothetical. The record is from RefSeq and is a predicted model, not a curated record. The annotation marks the transcript as partial. The transcript is spliced from 4 exons. Lineage: Eukaryota; Fungi; Ascomycota; Sordariomycetes; Hypocreales; Hypocreaceae. Gene Ontology annotation, cellular component: membrane.
ACUUGUACAACUGCAGUCCCCGACACCAACGGCUAUGUUCCUCCGGCCGCGUGCAAUGCCAACUACGGCUUUUACCCUCAGUGGGAAGAUAAUGCCGCCUUUGCGAUUGCAUUUGGCUUGACAACGUGUGCGCAUCUUGCACAGGCUGUUACUUUGAAGAAGCCAUUCUGCUGGGUCAUCAUCAUGGGUGCACUAUGGGAAUGCGUUUGCUUCAUUCUACGCACGUUGGGUGCAAAAGAUCAGCAAAACUCGACAUAUGUGACCCUUUCGACACUAUUAUUCCUUCUCGCUCCAUUGUGGAUAAAUGCGUUUGCAUACAUGGUUGUCUCCCGCCUCAUUUACUUCCUCCACCCGAAACAAAGAGCACUCAGAAUCCCGGCUCGUUGGCUUGCAAAAGGCUUCGUGGCGGCCGAUGUAAUUUCUUUCAUCGUUCAAGCUGCUGGUGGUGCGCUCAUGGCAGAUCAGCAUAGCACGGAAAACGCAAGCCUUGGAAGGAAAGUUUACAUGGCCGGUGUUGGGGUGCAGCUCUUCUUUGUACUGAUAUUCGUCGUUGUCGUUACCUCCUUUUACCGACAAAUAUCAUUUGAUAUCCGCACCGGUACACUGAAAAAUCGGAAUAGGUGGAUACGUCCUCUUAUUCUCGUCAUAUUUCUUGUUCUUAUUCUGAUUGUUGUCCGUAUACUCUCGCCGUCUACACCACAUCUGGAGCGAAUUACGUUUCGACUUAUCGAGUUUAGCGGCGGCGUGUCCUCUUCCAACGAAAUACUGCGUCACGAAGCUUAUCAGUUAUAUCUUGAUGCGUUAGCCAUGCUUCUUGCUCUGGCGUCUCUGAAUCUGGUGCAUCCUGGGAUAGUUCUAAAGGGGCCCGGAAGCAGUUUUCCUUCGUCCAAAAUUCAG